Penicillium brevicompactum is the source of this 4071-nucleotide messenger RNA. RefSeq lists its product as uncharacterized. NCBI's taxonomy places the organism in Eukaryota, Fungi, Ascomycota, Eurotiomycetes, Eurotiales, Aspergillaceae. The transcript has a single exon. The record is from RefSeq and is a predicted model, not a curated record. The coding region runs from base 1 to 4071 and encodes 1356 amino acids. Gene Ontology annotation, molecular function: 5-oxoprolinase (ATP-hydrolyzing) activity. Gene Ontology annotation, biological process: glutathione metabolic process. Gene Ontology annotation, cellular component: cytosol.
AUGCAUGGGCCCGCAGACCAGGGCUAUCAGCUGGGUGUUGAUGUGGGCGGCACCUUCACCGAUGUUUACGUGUUCACCCCGCAUGGGAAGACAGUGCGGGCAAAGGUGCCAACAUCACUUCCCGAUCAAAGUAUCGGUAUCCAGCAGGGUAUUGCAAAGGCCCGUGGAAUAUUGAAAGAGCAAUUUGGCUGGUCGGGUACUUUCCAAUUUAUUCACCACGGUACAACUACUGCCACCAAUGCAGUUCUCGAGGGGAAGGGCGCUCGUACGGCCCUCAUUGUGACGGCGGGGCACAAGGAUGUUUUGGCGUUGCGUCGCUCCCAGAUCCCGGGUGGACUGGGCGCUUGGCUGCACUGGACGCCGCCCGAGCCGAUCGUACCCCUUGAGCGGGUGGUCCAGUGUAAAGAACGGAUGUCCGUACAGGGUGAUCCAGUGACACCAGUUGAUAUCGAGGAUCUGCGACAAAGUCUCAGAGAUCUGGCUCGACAGAAACCCGAGGCUGUUGCCAUCUCGUUGUUGAACUCGCACAGCAAUGAUGCUCAUGAACGGGAGGUGGAGAAGAUUGUUCGCCAGGAGCUUGGAUCCGAAAUUGCCAUCAAUUGUUCCGCCGAUGUUUUGCGAGAAGUCGGAGAAUAUGAGCGUACUGUCACAACCUGUACAAACACACUGGUCAAGCCAGUAGUUGAGAAAUACCUCCACAACCUAUCUGAGUCGCUCGCGACCGAAAGUGAGGCUAUUCGAGUCCUCAAGAGCGAUGGCGGCUUGACCAGCCUCACACUGGCCUCUGAGUUGCCAGUUAACAUUCUCAUGUCCGGCCCCGCUGGCGGCGUCAAGGGCGUGGCAGAUGUUGUCGCUCGGAGCACCCCGUACAAGAAUCUCAUCACCCUGGACAUGGGCGGAACAUCCACUGACUGUGCGCUAAUUUAUAAUGGUCAGCCCCAACUCCGACGAGAGACCGUCGUUGAAAGUCAUUCAGUUCGGGCGCCCGCGGUUGAUAUCAAAACCGUCGGAGCUGGAGGCGGCUCAAUCACAACAUACAUGGAGUUGACUGACACCCUGCGCGUUGGACCUGAGAGUGCUGGUGCGACCCCCGGGCCGGCAUCAUAUGGCAAAGGCGGCAACCAGGCCACUGUGACCGAUGCAAAUCUAGUCCUGGGCUACUUACCCAAAACGCUGCUCGGCGGCGAGUUUGCCCUCGAUGUCGCGGCCGCGACCGCUGCUGUCGAGGAUAUCGCGAGACAAAUGAAGCUACCUCUCAUUCAGACAGCCGAAGAUAUCAUCACAAUCAUUAACGAGACGAUGUAUGGCGCUCUUCGUCUUGUCUCUGUCGAGCAAGGUUAUGACCCUCGCGAGUUCGCACUAGUUGCCUUCGGCGGCGCAGGCCCACUUCACGCAAAUGCUGUCGGAGAACUUCUCGGAGCGUGGCCUGUGAUCAUCCCUCCUUCUCCGGGUAUUUUAUGCGCACAGGGAGAUGUAACAACCAAGCUCAGACACGAGCAAUCUGCCACAUUUAUUCGAAUCGUAUCAUCGACAACCGUCACCGAGGCCCGAGAGCAGUAUCAAUCAUUGGACCGAGAGUGCCGCGAGACACUAUCGAGGACAGCUGGUGAUCUGUGGCCCGUGUCGUGGAAAACAGCAUACCAAGCAGAUCUGCGGUACAAGGGUCAAGCACUGAUGAUCACUAUCGAUCUUGAUGAAAGAGACUUGGCCCUCGGCACCGAAGAAUGGCAUCAUGUGUUACGACGAAAGUUCGACCAGCAGCAUCAGCAAAUGUUUACAUAUUGCUUACCGGACUUUGAGCUCGAGCUGAUGAGACUGGGAGUCGUUCUCGAGGAUGCUUCGCCUAGUAUUGAAGUUCCCCACGUUGAAAAAGCGACCAUGCCGCCCUCGGAUGCCAAGAUUGGUGAGCAGACAAUUGUCGUGCAAGGCGAAGAAAAACUUGCGACGCUUUGGGAUCGUCAAAAGAUCACAAAGCAUGGUAUUCGAGUGGAUGGACCAUGCAUUAUCUCCGAAAUGGACAGCAACACCCUGAUUUUGCCCGGCUACUUUGGUGAGAUUGACAGUAUUGGCAAUAUUUUGAUCAAUCCCGUGGAUAAGAAGCCCCCUGUGGCUGUCUCGCAUACUGCGGAGUCGGCCAAAGAACUUGUCACAACAACACCAUUGAUCCCAACCCUUAUUUCAUCCACGCUGGCUUCGAUCCGUGGAGAGAUGGACAAGAUGAUGCUCCGAUGCAGCAUGUCCCCCGCAAUUCGAGAACAGCAAGAUGAGUUCAAUGUUAUAACGGAUUGCGACGGGAAAAUGCUUGUUGGGCAGUUUGGUAGUUUCAUCACACAGUUCCUGGACGUUUGGGAUGGUUCCAUCGAGGAAGGAGACGUGUUUAUCACAAACGACACAUAUCAAGUCCAGGGAGCUAUCAGUCACCUCAACGACAUCAUCGCCCUAUUACCAAUUUUCCACAACGGGAGACUUAUCGGAUUCGCAUCGCAAUUCGGCCAUUUAACAGACGUUGGCGGUAUUGUUCCGGGAAGCAUGUCGAUCAAUGCGACAUCUGUCUUUGACGACGGAGUGCAGAUUCCAUGCAUUAAGCUUUAUUCUCGCGGUGUGAUGAACAAGGAUCUGGUUGAUCUUCUCUGUCGAAAUUCCCGACAACCGGCGUGGUAUCGCUCGGAUCUAACAGCCAUCGUUGCAUCCUGCUCUAUGGCUGCCACCAGAGUCUGUGAGCUAGCGACUCGUUUCGGCGCAGAGGUUUAUCUCGCCGCAUGCUCCGAGCUUUUAUCUCGCAACCGCAGUGGAUUUGCCAAAAUUAUUGAACGCCAGUUCGAUGACCAGGAGAGCAUAUUUACAGACUUCGUCGACGAUGAUGGCCACGGUGUUGGACCUUGGGCUCUCACAUGCUCCAUGAAAAAGAUUGACGGCAAUCGUCUGAAGUUCGACUGGAGUGGAACAUCUCCUCAAAGUGAACGCAGCAUCAACUUUUAUCUCUCCGAGACAAUGUUCCGGAUGUUCAUCGGCUAUUAUCUCAUUGCCGCAGCAGCCCCGGGAACAGUCAUCAACGACGGCUUCCACGAUUUGAUCGAUGUGCACAUCCCACAAGGAUCAGUCUUGAAACCCGUUCGCCCUGCGCCAAUCUCCUGUCGAACUCACUUGCUGGGACGAACCUUGGACAUUGUCCAAGCUCUGAUCGGACAGAAGCAGGACUCAUAUCAGGCUGCCGCUGGUUUUAGUGACUCGCCGCACUUCUUUUACUCUGGUUUCAAGCCCGAUGGCGAAUGGUACCAGCUGUACCAAAUUGGCUUUGGAGGUGUUCCCGCUCGGCAGGCUGGCGAUGGUCCCGACUGCCACUGUCUGUUCCCCGCCAUCAAAUCGAUCCCCACGGAGAUUAUCGAGCUCAACUACCCACUGCGUAUUGAAGCAAAUGAGAGCGUUGCAGACAGUGGUGGUGCCGGGUAUCAUCGCGGUGGUAAUGCUCAACGAACACUAUACCGAUUCUUAGCUCGCGGAGAGUUCAGUCUCCACGAUGAUCGAUGGUUCACCAAACCAUGGGGGUUGAAAGGGGGAAAGCCAGGACAGCGCUCUCGCAAGAUCCUCUACCGGUACUCCAAGUCCGAGGAUAGCCCUCCUACCGAGAUCCUGCCUUCGAAGUGUGAUCACGUCCGCGUUGAUCCUGGCGAUCUGCUCGAAUGGGUGACAUGGGGUGGAGGCGGACUAGGUGAUCCUUUGACGCGCCCCGCUGAGAAGGUCGCGUUGGAAGUUCAUCGGAAGCUCGUCACCGUUGAGGGAGCUCGCAUUGCGUAUGGGGUAGUGGUCAAGGAUGACUUCACCGUACAUGAGGCUGAGACUGAGGCGCUGCGUACUCAAUUGCAGAUGCAGCGGAGCCAGCUGGACCAGCCGUCAAUUUACGAUCGUGGAGGAAGCAUCGAGCAGUUGCGUAAGACCUGCUUGCAGGAAACCGGUCUCGAUGCCCCGUUGCCUCAGUGGGAAACAGACCUUUAUGGACCUCAUGCUGGGCUGUCAUAUGUGCGGGACUGGUUCACCGAGAUGAAGUCACGGAAGGGGUGGGAGCUCAGCUGA